Molecule: messenger RNA, 1109 nt
Organism: Enterobius vermicularis (human pinworm)
Lineage: Eukaryota; Metazoa; Nematoda; Chromadorea; Rhabditida; Oxyuridae
Source: the annotation of a GenBank genome assembly
AUGGCGAUGUCACGUGAACGAUCAGAAUCUGUUAAAAGUGUAGCCACAAGUUUGGAUGCUAAUAAGGAUGAUGUACCGCUGUACUACUGCGAUAGAAAUCUGUUCACUAAACUACCAAAUACCACCAAGAAAGCCGAGGGUUCGUUGUAUGCAGCAACAGGUUUAGCGUUAUUGUUCAUUAUUGCCGAAGUUAUCGGUGGCUAUCUGGCAAAUAGUUUAGCAAUAAUGACCGAUGCCGGACAUAUGGUAUCUGAUUUAACUGGUUUUACAUUCUCACUAAUUGCGAUACGUUUUGCCAGAAAAAAACCCACACAGCAGUAUUCAUUUGGCUAUCAUCGAGCCGAAAUACUUGGUGCUAUAGCCAGCAUAAUUUUAAUUUGGGCUCUAACAGCAGUAUUAGUCUAUAUGGCUAUUAUGAGGAUUAUCAGCAAUAAAUAUGAAGUUGAUGGAAAUUAUAUGCUGAUUACAGCAAGCAUCGGCAUAGCUUUCAAUUUGAUUAUGGGUGCUGUACUUCAUAUUGGUAAUUCGGGCCAUACACAUUUUGGAGUUUCAAAUCAUGGACACUCCCAUCAGGACCAUCAGGCAAACAUAAACGUUCGUGCAGCACUAAUACAUGUCAUUGGUGACCUCGUGCAGUCUAUUGGCGUCUUAAUAGCAGCACUGAUCAUUCGAUUUACUGGUUGGAAAUAUGCAGACCCAAUCUGUACUUUCCUGUUUUCCAUCCUUGUCCUGAUUACAACGAUAACAGUGCUUCGAGAUGCGCUUCUGAUACUAAUGGAAGCUGCCCCAAGAAAUCUGGACGUCAAGGCAUUGCAUUUAGACCUCUGUUCCAUUGAUGGAGUUCGCGACGUACACUCUUUACGAGUUUGGUCUUUGACCAUGGACAAAACUGCUAUAUCCGUACACCUAGAUACAGAAAAAGGAUGUGACUCCACCCACGUAGUGCAUGAAGCAAACGAACGGCUUCGGUCGAAAUAUGGCAUUUACUAUAUUACUGUACAAGUCCAAUGUGUUUGCAGCAGGUCUGUAUCAAUGCAGACGUUAAUUCCUAUCUCCGCUUCAUCUGGUAAUUUAUCACCAAAUACUGAUUACAUAGAAAGAGUGUGACC